UUUCGAUUUCUUUCAGUCUCCAGAAUUGCGGUCGGUCUUCUCGUAGCCUUCAAACUAAAAACGGAAAGAAAACAUUGCUGGAUAAAUGGCGUCUUCUUUCGAGCGGGUGUUGCGGUACAGCUGAUUCUCUUGACUCAAUGGGACUUCCAAGUUUUCUUGACCUUUGAAGGCGAAGGCGUCGGCCCGAAGACUUUCGCUUCUCUUACAUCAGAUGCCGGCGGACUGAAUUGCUUCUGAGAAUCCGAGAACAAAGCCUUCGGCAGCCGAGGUGCGGCGUCUCUUCUUGUGCGUUGCAGGAGGACGGUGUGCACGAUGACCACCGCCCGGUACCGUCCCACCUGCGACCUGGCCCUGGACCCCCUCGUGUCUUGCAAACUGUGCCUCGGCGAGUUCCCGCUGGAGCAAAUGACCACCAUCUCGCAGUGCCAAUGUGUCUUCUGCACGCUGUGCCUGAAGCAGUACGUUGAACUCCUGAUCAAAGAGGGCCUCGAAACCGCUAUUAGCUGUCCAGACUCUGCCUGUCCAAAAAGGGGGCACCUACAAGAGACUGAGAUUGAGUGCAUGGUUGCCACGGAAAUAAUGCAGAAGUACAGGAAGUUGCAGUUUGAGAAGGAGGUGCUGCUGGACCCUUGCCGGACCUGGUGCCCGUCUUCGACGUGCCAGGCGGUGUGCCAGCUGAAGGAGACGGACGCGGCGCUGCCUCAGCGGGUGCAGUGCGCCGUCUGCAGCCUGGAGUUCUGCUCAGCCUGCAAGAUCCGGUGGCACCCGGGCCAGGCGUGCCAGGAGAAUCAGCCGAUCACCGCUUUCCUGCCUGGAGAGACGAGCUCUUUCUAUAAGGCGGAUGAGGAUGACGCUCCGAUCAAGCGGUGUCCGAAGUGUAAGGUUUACAUCGAGAGGGACGAGGGGUGUGCCCAGAUGAUGUGCAAGAACUGCAAGCACGCCUUCUGCUGGUACUGCCUGGAAUCGCUGGACGACGACUUCCUCCUGAUCCACUACGACAAAGGGCCGUGCCGGAACAAGCUGGGCCACUCCAGAGCGUCCGUCAUCUGGCACAGGACGCAGGUGGUGGGCAUCUUCGCCGGUUUCGGGCUCCUCCUGCUGGUGGCCUCGCCCUUCCUGCUCCUGGCCACUCCCUUCGUCCUGUGCUGCAAGUGCAAGUGCAGCAAGGGGGACGACGACCCCCUGCCCACCUAACGAGGGCCGGCCCCCGGACGGCCCCGCCCGGCAGGGGCUGCUUCUCCUUUUUCUUGUUUUUUUGGUUUUUUUUUUUCCUCUCCACCUCCUCCCGGCCCGGAGCUCUUUGUUUCGGGGUUCGACUAGGGAGGGGACGUUUCCCGCAUGAUUUUACAGACCAUCCCGUCCUGUCCGCUCCCCCCACCCCCCCCCCCGGGUCUGGACGGGAGGACUGGCCGCAGAGGGACCGUGGGCCCCAUCCAGGGCGUCGUCGUGGCGUGCGGGCGGCCGUGGGAACGGCGCCAAAGAAGACAUCGGCCCGCGGGGCGUAGUCGGCGCGGCGGGCUGGCGGGCUGCCAAAGAGGGCGGAGGCGGACGCGUGAAUCUUUCCUGAACCCUUCUCUCUCUCUCUCUCUCUCUCUCUUUCUUUCUCUCACGCUGUCUUCCGUCACUGUCCCACCUCUCUCGGACUUCCCCGUGAUGUCUGUUCUCACUUUCCUCUCUAGGCUCGCACCCCCACCCCCCCCCACCCCACCAGCAUUUCCAUUGCGCUCGGCAGCUGAGAGGGACGCGUUCGUCUUGCUUUCGUCUUUAGCGCUUCUGCCUUUGACCCUAAACAGUGGUUUCGACGUUGCGUUUCAUUUCUCUGUAACGUUUCUGUCGAACCCCCCCCCCCCCCGAAACGCACCUCCUCCAUCACCUCUAUGAAGCUACAGUUUUUUAAGGUCAAUAAUGAUCAUUUUCAGACAUUUAAACGUUGUUGUUAAAAUGUAAAAUUUAAAUCAUGUAGCGUGCCAUUUUGGAAUCAGGUUUUCACGUCGCCUGUUAAAAAAAGCACAGGGAAAAAAUGUCUCAUUGAAGUAAUCGGUGUUACAAUGUUGUGAUAUGGUUUACCAUCAAAACUAGUACGGUUCAUAACCUGUGCUUGAUGACAUUUGAGAAUAUGUGUCUCAAUAGUUCCAUAUCAAAUAUUUCACUGUUAAUCAGUGUCAAAACAGUCACCCGUAUCUGUCCAGCUUUGAACUCAGUUGGUGUAAAUAUCCAAACCGCUGUUGCUUGCAACAGUAAUAUGCAACCGUGGUGUAAAACCAACUGCAAGAAACUUUAGAAUUCAACAACUGGGCUAUGUCAGCCAAGAUAUAGCUGCAACGAGUGCUGCAAAAUAAUGUCACAAGCUCUUAUGCGGCUGUUUUUAUUUUAAGAGGGCUUUCAUGCAAAAUGUAAAUAAUUUGCAGGGUAAUUAAUCUCAAACAGAAGAAUCUUUGCUCAAAACAGGACUUUUCUUAUCAAACCCAGCAUUUAGCUGCAGCGUGUAUGUCUGUGUAUAUACAAUAUAUAAAUCAAGUUGUACAGAACUUAAUAAAGUUAAUUCAUAUCCGACAUGGGUUUAGCAGUCAAACAAUGUGACUGUGUCAUGCAUUAACAUUGCAUCAUAUCAGAUGCACCUCUGUCACUACUAUGAAACAAACACGGGCUGGUAUAUUAAAAAUAAUAUCAGGGACGCUGAGAACAUCUCUGAAUCCUUUCAUCAGGUGAAAGCCCUCUGUCUUGAGUUACUCGGUCAGGACCACUGUAGCUGUUCCAACACGUAGCACCUUGGGUAGUUCUGGGAAAAGCCAAAAACCCAGGGGAUGCUCUUGGUUGGACGUGCCAAGAAUUUAACCCAUAUGUGGGUGGUAUUGUAAACUACUCUGUUCUCUGCGUGUGAUUACAAGGAGCGUGCUCAGUCCACGCAGGUCAUCCUCAUCCACAGAUGUAGCCCAAAAUACACGUUCAGUGGUUUCGUGAGUUCCGUAUAAAAACAAACAAGAUGUUUUCUGCUUUCAUGUUUUUUUUUUUUUUUGUUUGUUUGUUUCUUUUAUUUUAGCUGAAAAGGUCUUUAGAGCUGCUGUUUUUUUUUUUUUAAAGGUACGUUGAUUUCACUGUUGAUGCGCUCUGUAUGUUCGAUGAAACUCUUUCAAAGUGGUUCUUUUUCAAGUGCUUGUCAACUUUAUGCAGGAAGUUCAAGAUUAUUUCAGGAUUAACAUUGAUUUAUGAUUCUGUACUUCCUGAAUUAUUUUCUCUUGAAAGGCUAGCCUCACCUACCCUUUUCAGUUUAUUUUAAUCCUUUGCUUGAAAUGAUCACAUGUUUGUACAAUCUAAUAACACACCCAUUACCCAUUGUUUAGUGAGGUAUUGCUACAGUAUGUUUGUGGUUUUGAACAACGGUAGCCUGUUAGUUAGAAGUGCCAAGUCAUGCCUGUUCAGGCGUCUGCAUUUGGCAGUUUCAUACACGGUGAAAAUUCCUCAACAGUUUCCUUGUGUCACCACAUAUCUCAUUGUCUACACCAAAUUAUGGCUGAAAACAUUUGUUGUUGUUGUUGUUGAACUGGCCUCACAGCAUUUUUUUCAUGCAUGCUGAUACUUAAUUUGCAUCGAGGCAACCUUCAAUAAUGUAGCAACCUCAACCCUGCAUACCCUGCAUUCCUGCUAUGGUAGGAAGUCAUGAAUCUUAUUUUUUAUUUUUAAGACAAGGUGGUGUCAAACCCAGUAAUCAUGGUUCUUCAUUUAGUGCAGGUGUGUGCGAUGACUCUGGAGGGAUUUCUAGGCAGUAGGAGAUUAAUUUCGGCUCAGACGUGGAAUUGCUUGGUUUCGUAACUUUUUGGGAUGCUUAUUUUUAGCUCCCUGGCCCGAUUGUUUAUGCCUGAGUGUGAGCUUUGGAGCCAUUGAGGGCCCCUGUACCUGCAGGGCUACUUGACCCUGGCCCAGCAGGGCAAUAGUGCCUGCAGAGCAAUCCAGUCCUGGCCAGGAGGGCAGCAGUGCCAGCAGGUCUACUCAACUCUUGGCCAGGAGAUUUGUAGUGUCUGCAACCUUUAGGUUCUGCCAAUUCAAAUAAUGCAUUGAUUCGAUUUACCUUCUCUCACUAAUUCUAAGGCUUGAAAGAGGACUAACAUUUGAACUGUGGUGUGUAGAACUGCCGGACACUUGAACUGUGCAACUGUGGUCCUUCGUAGCAGCAGUCGGCCAAAACUGAAACAUGUAGCUAUGCCUUAAUUUUUGGGACCCUCAUUUCUAGGCUCAUGCAGUGUUCUUUCCCCCGAUCCCACAUAAUUGUUUUAGAUGUGAUUUCCACAUACAGUCUUUCUGUAUUCAGUCUGAGGUUUCUUCAGUCGCUGUGAGCAAGGCUGGUCGGAGAUUUGCACUGUUAGAAGGGUCCAUUUCAUAAUGACAAUCGUGCCAUGUAUACAAGCGUAUCUCGCGGUGAUGACGGGAAAUUUGUUUUUGAAUUGGAAUAACCAGUGUGUAGGUUUACGUCCAUUUGUAUCAAGAAAAACUGGGGUUAGAUUGACAUGAACUGAUGGGGGCUUGAGAAUUAUCGCAAAAAAAAAAAAAAUGAAUUCUGGUUUUGUUUUUCAUUGGUGGAUCUGUAAUUUUGUUGUACCUCUGUUCUACUUUUUGAAGAAUUGUAUUCGUAAGGGCUACCUUUACCUAGAGUACCUGUCUUGAGGGCUGGAAUUGUAAGUGGAGAGGGUGGCUAGGCAGCGAACGAGAACGAUUGGUACAGGUUAGGCAGCAUCUUUCUUUCUUUGAUUCAGUUCUUACGAAUUCCUCUUUCAAGAUUUAAGUUUUUUUUUCCUGUUUCAUGUAACGGAUGUUUUUAUCAACAGACGUGUUUAAAUAAAACGUCGCCUCCGUCCCAAACACAUUUGGAUGCAAUCCGUCCAGUGAAAGGAAGGUCUACAGCGGGCUAAAACAUCAUGCAGCAAUCAUUAUACGGAGCCAAACUGAACUUUAAAAAGCUACUUAUUCCACAUUGAUGUUUGAUUUAAUUCAUAUGGCACAAAGCCUAGGUCUCCUUAGUUUUUAAUAGGCCAAGUGCAUUCAUUAAAUGACCAAAUGUUCAGUGUAAAAAUGAUUGAAUACUUUUAUAGAAUACUUUUCCUUGAUCGUAUGUAAGUGUUGAGAUAAUUUAACACUGGGCGUUUCCGUGAAGGGUUGGUAGAUUUAGGUCAUUUCUAUUAAAAAUAACACGUCUCACCUCUCUCACUGCAUAUGUUUCACGGCAACUCGUUGGUUUUAUAACAGAAUUGAAAGAAUUGCUCUGACAUUUCAAAAAAAUAAAAAAUAAAAGAAAGACCACUGUGGCCUGCACAAACACUAGAGCACAGCUUGACAUUUCAUCUGAAAAAAAUAAAAUAAAAUGUGAGCAUCUCUUUUCCUUCCUCCCAAGGACGAAAUUGCCUUUCACUAUUAUUUAGUUUGCCUUUUUAAUACGUAACACGUAAUUGUUUUCUUUUAUUUUGUUAUAAUUGUUACGUAUUGUAUUUGUAUUUACUGAAAGGAGGAAGGAAUUCUACUUGUAAAAAAAAAAAAAAAAAGUUGUAAUCUUGUAUUUUGGCAUGUGUGGAUAACGUAUUGUAUAUACAAAAUUGUAGUUCUCCCUGCAGAAAAAAAAUUAUGUAUUUACACGUAUCUAUUGUGCCACCUAACACUGUGACAUUAAAGAAAAUGUACACAUUU
Anguilla anguilla (European eel) is the source of this 5673-nucleotide messenger RNA. RefSeq names its product ring finger protein 144aa (gene rnf144aa). NCBI's taxonomy places the organism in Eukaryota, Metazoa, Chordata, Actinopteri, Anguilliformes, Anguillidae. Gene Ontology annotation, cellular component: Golgi apparatus; ubiquitin ligase complex; cytoplasm. Gene Ontology annotation, molecular function: ubiquitin protein ligase activity; zinc ion binding; ubiquitin conjugating enzyme binding. The record is from RefSeq and is a predicted model, not a curated record. Gene Ontology annotation, biological process: protein polyubiquitination; positive regulation of proteasomal ubiquitin-dependent protein catabolic process; ubiquitin-dependent protein catabolic process. The transcript is spliced from 9 exons. Bases 313 to 1194 code for a protein of 293 amino acids.